This is a messenger RNA of Cylas formicarius (sweet potato weevil), 1394 nucleotides long. Its product is annotated as 2-acylglycerol O-acyltransferase 2-like. NCBI's taxonomy places the organism in Eukaryota, Metazoa, Arthropoda, Insecta, Coleoptera, Brentidae. The coding region runs from base 311 to 1345 and encodes 344 amino acids. Gene Ontology annotation, molecular function: diacylglycerol O-acyltransferase activity. The transcript has 7 exons. Gene Ontology annotation, biological process: triglyceride biosynthetic process. The record is from RefSeq and is a predicted model, not a curated record. Gene Ontology annotation, cellular component: endoplasmic reticulum membrane.
UUGGUCGAAGUCGAAAAAACCGCGACCUCUAAUCAAGUACUGUUACCUUUACACCUUCAUUAAAAACAAUCGUACAAAGUUCAAGAAACGCGAACAACGGCGAUAAGAUGUUUAUUGAUCACGUUAUCGAUCUGUUUACUUAUAUUAAUAAAAAACCCCGCUUUACUUUUACUUGUUGGUUCCGUAACUGUCGCCUUUACAAAAAUACAUAAAAGUUCAGGUAUAGAUAGAGCUGAGUGCCCUUCCAAUUUGGCUACCCGGUAGAUAUUAUACGCGCCUUUACAAAAUUGUUUAGAUAGCGAGAUCCGGUAUGGAGGUUGCGGGGGUGAAAUUCGCUCCGCUCUACGUCCCGCUGGAACGCCGCCUCCAGACGCUGGCGGCUGGCGUCGGUUUCCUCUGGCUCAUAUUCGGCGGUAUCGUGUGCCUUUUCCUCAGCAUCUACCUGGUGCUGUUCACCAGGUUGUGGUGGGCCACACUCCUGUAUCUCACGUGGGUAUUCUUCUUCGACGUCAAAGUCUGCGAGCGGGGAGGGCGGACUAUUAAAUGGGUGAAGAGCUGGAGUUGGUGGAAGUACAUGAAAGACUAUUUUCCCGUCAGCAUGGAGAGGCUGCCAUGGGUCGAGCUGGACGAAAAGCGCAACUACCUGUUUUGUUGUUUUCCACACGGCAUGUUGUCGUUGGGAGUCCUAUGCGCUUUCAUCAACGAACACGGAGGGUUCAAGACAUACUUCCCCCGCCAUAAGCAGCACGUGGUCACCCUCACCCAGCACUACAUGAUGCCAUUUUUCAGGGAAAUGGCUCUCGCCCUGGGCGGCAUAUCCGCAACCGCCGAGUCCAUAGAGUACGUCCUCGGGUAUCCGGGAGGAGGCCACGUGUGCGUUCUCAUGCCCGGCGGAGCCCAGGAAUCGUAUUACUGCAAACCCGGUCAAUAUAAGAUCAUCCUUAAGAAAGUUUCGUUCCAGAGAAAGGGUUUCGUGCGGCUGGCCCUACGCAACGGUACUCCGUUGGUGCCGGUACUGUCGUUCGGCGAGACCGACACCUUCGAUCAACUGGAGGGAGAAACAUUGAGGAAGAUCCAGGAGGUGCUCAGGAAAUGGAUAGGACUGGCACCGGUGGUUCCGGUGGGUCGGGGUUUUUUCCAGUACUCGUUCGGUUUAGUGCCCAGGAGGAAACCCAUCGUCGUAGUCGUGGGUCACCCGUUGGACGUGCCCAAAAUAGAGAACCCGUCCGCGGAUGAGAUAGAGGAGUACCAUUCCAAGUUCGUCGACCACCUGGUGCAAAUGUUCGAGGAACAGAAGCACAAUUACAUCGAAGACGCGAACAACAAACAUUUGAUCGUCGAGUAGGCGGUGCCAUUUCCCAAUAAUCCUUUUUUAUUAGAAUUUGUUGUAUUCU